AUAGAAGGCUAAAAACUAACCUAUACUAAAAACGAAAACUAACUCAGAUCUAAAGCAAUCUGCCAAUUUCAUUUGCAACAAUUAUUGUUUUGGUGAUUCCUUGGUUGUUUAUUUUUGUUUGGUUGAAUGUCUAAAAAAUUUAGAAUUGUUUCAAUAUAGAAUUUUUCAUCUUGAAGUUUAGUAUCAGUAUUUUGCGCAUUAUCGUACAUUAAAUUGUUGGUGCUGUUCAAAAAUUCAUGUCACCAAAAAUAUCAUCGCAAUUUUACAACGAAAAAUUAUUAUGAAUCAAUGGUUGUUGCUAUCUGAUCGUGAGAAAAUUUUCAGUCGACGUCCUCUUACAGAUUGUGUGAAUACUGUUGGAAUUGAUAGUGAAAAUAAUAUGAUGAAUUGUGAGGAACAGAACAAAGAAGAAAAGUAUCCCGAACUGCCUUCUUGUCCAAUGGUCCAGGAAUGGACAUACACUAUGCGCCGUUCCAUGCAAGAAAUAGUUCCGAAUCUUUUCCUUGGACCAUACUCAUCGGCAGUCAAAUCCAAACUAGAUGCACUUGAAUCCUCAGGAAUAACACACAUUAUUUGCAUCAGACAUCGGCUGGAAGCUCAUUACAUAAGGCCUAAUUUCCCAGAUAAAUUCAGGUACCUAGUAUUGGACAUAGCUGACUCGCCGAUGGAAAACAUAAUUUCACAUUUCGGCAGAGUCAAAACGUUCAUAGAUGACUGUCUUCAUAAUUUCGGCAAAUGCCUCGUACAUGGAAAUGCUGGAAUAUCUCGAAGCGCAGCGUUUGUUCUUGGCUAUCUUAUGCAAAAAUACGGAUUGACAUUGAAGAGAGCGUUUCAGGUUGUUCAGUCGAGAAGAUUCUGCAUCAAUCCCAACGAAGGGUUCCUAGCCCAACUGAUUGAGUUCGAACCGAUCUACAGGGCACAGAGGAUAUUUCAAAAUAAUGGUCAGCAUUCGGAAAUAUUCAGGAACAAAAGACCGUUGGACUGUUGACACAAUCAAUCGUUCAUCACAAUCAAAAGACUUGUCGUGUGCAUUAAGCUAAUUAUUGAAAAACUAAAUUUUGUGAGUAUGGCUGACCCAUUAAUGAAAAACUAAAAUUUGUGAAGUGAAUUUUAGUGUUUUUCUAGACAAUCAGCUGUAUAAAUUAUUAUGUUUGAAUUUUUGUUACCAUUUUUUCUCUUUUUCAUUUGUAAGGAUAUUUUUUAUUUCACGUCUUAUUUGUAAAUAUUUUAAUACAUUAUCUACUUAAGGAUCAAAUUGAGAUCUUGAGAACUGUGGUAUGCUAGUUGUAGUUUUCUUGAAACAAAGUUAAAUUCUUCUUUCAUGCCAUAUUCUCAUUGGCUGCUUUCGAAAUGAGAGCUAGCACAGCCCAAUACAGAAAUGUAAUUUUGGAAAAUACAGAAAUGUAAUUUUGGAAAAGUGUCUCAUUGUAAAGAAAGACACUUUAAAAUAAUAUACUACCAACAUUUACUCAACUUGAAUGUUAUAUAGUAAGCUUGAUUUUGAAUUUUUGCUUGAAGAAAGUAUUCAUAAAAAAUAAUUUUUCAACAAAAUCCAAAAGUAAGGGAAACGUGAACACAAUAUUCAAAACAAAUUGUACAAAUCUAAAAAUUAUCGCGUUCCAACUUUAUAAUUUUACUACUUGUUAUAAUAUUUUCUCAUGGCAUCAUUUAAAAUUUUGCAUAUUAUUAUUUGUUGUUCUUACCAAUCUUGUAAAAUAAAUGCGAACAAAUAAUUUUAAGGUAUAAUCAUU
Nilaparvata lugens (brown planthopper) is the source of this 1751-nucleotide messenger RNA. RefSeq names its product serine/threonine/tyrosine-interacting protein-like. Gene Ontology annotation, cellular component: cytoplasm; nucleoplasm. Lineage: Eukaryota; Metazoa; Arthropoda; Insecta; Hemiptera; Delphacidae. The coding region runs from base 281 to 988 and encodes 235 amino acids. Gene Ontology annotation, biological process: regulation of ERK1 and ERK2 cascade; negative regulation of SCF-dependent proteasomal ubiquitin-dependent catabolic process; negative regulation of protein binding. Gene Ontology annotation, molecular function: protein tyrosine/serine/threonine phosphatase activity; F-box domain binding. The transcript has 4 exons. The record is from RefSeq and is a predicted model, not a curated record.